CAAUUCAUGUUGAAGCGUUUUGUCGUUCCUUUGUCCCGGACACAACAAAGUAUGCCCCAAAGAGGUAAAGGAAACUUUGAUUCAUUUCUACAAAAAGUACGGGAAGGAACCCGGGAAGAAGUAGAACAAACCCUGCGUCCUGCUCUCCAUUCCCAUCCAAAUCCAACUGAAAGAAGUUACCGCCAGAAACCGUCUGACGCCCUUGAAGCAGGCGAUGCAUAUGAGGUCUGGAAACUUCUACCGCAUCUUAAUGGGUUAAGUAAGUUUAUCGAAUCAGAAUUGAAGAGCCUCCGCGAUAAGAACGGGAAGGAAGAUUUGCCGAGCGAAGAAGAUCGAUUAAACCUAGAUAUUCAAAGCAACCCUCUGUGCUUAAGUCUAGAAUGGCUGUGGAGGAAUAAUCCACAGUCUCCUCAGCACGAGGAAAGCGAGAAAGGAAGCAUUAUUGAAGCAGCUCUUGAUAAUGCUUUUCUACUGGAAAAAAUGGCUUCGUACGAAAAUCACUUCAGCCAUGAUAAAUACAUGGAUCGUGCAGAGGAAUGUGAAAAGUUUGCCAUAGACAUCGUUGAGCAAGUAAACGACAACAAAGAGCUGCUGCACAAAGUCAUGGAUAUCGACGGAGAGGGAACUUUGGUGAAGGAGAAGUCCAAUGAUUUUAUUCGUAGCUUAAGUCUGCUCAAGAUGGCUGCUAAUAAAGAGCGCAAAAUGUUUGUGGCAAGCCCAAACUGUCAAUUUGUUCUUGACGAAGUCAUCUACCACGGAUAUCCUGGUUGGCGAAAUAGGGGAAUCGGGAUUAAAGCAGCCUGGUGCUUGUUUCAACUUUUACUCGUCAGCCUUACGAUCCUCUUUUACAUCCCACUUAAGUUAAUUCGCAAGAAUUUCCCGUGCUGCUCUGGAUUUGACUCCGACUGGCUGAAAAAGCCGUACCACUGGCUGAUAAUGCUAUAUGAGCAUCCUUACUCGAAGUUUCUUAACCACACCAUGUCAUACAUUAUAUUUCUGGCUUUAAUCUUUGGGUCAUCUUUUGAGUACAAGUAUGUGCCUGGCAGAGCAGGCCUUACGUGGAUUGAUUUGGUUAUAAUGCCCUUCGUCCUUGGCCUACUAAUACAGGAAAUCGUGGAAGCCUGGAGGCAAGGUGCUUUCAUUUACUUCUCAAAGUGGUGGAAUGUUGUUGAUACAGUGAUUAUCCUCACAUUCAUAGGGGCCUACGGUAUAUGGUUGAUCGCGUGGGGCGUUUACGGAGAGUGGAAGCCUGAAAAAAAAGUUUUCAUCUAUGCAGAUGGCAUUUAUGCCAGUGCUUGCGUCGUGGCCUAUUUUCAUUUGGCACACUUUUUCCAGGUCAAUUCAACGCUGGGUCCCUUACAGCUGUCACUUUACAAAAUGCUGAGAGAUGUCCUUAAGUUUCUUUCCAUCUUUCUCCUUCUCUACUUUGCGUUUGCUACUGGGGUGGCCAAGAUUUACUCGUACUAUGAAGCCUCUCAAAGAGAGCUCCAAAAGCGGGACACCGAAACCACUGACUACCAACUUUCUCAUCCAUUUUCAUUACAUACCAACACUUUCAUUGUCUUGUUCUGGUUGCUGUUUGGUGGUGGUGGACAGGAGGAGAGCAUUUCAGUGCAGGAUCAAGAUUUCACUCUCAUAACCAAGUUUGGUCGCGUAUUUAUGGGAGCCUACGUCAUAUGUACCAUCCUUGUUGCCCUCAGCAUGCUGAUUGCUAUGAUGAACGACUCAUUCCACGAAAUCAAGAAAAACGCUGUUGUAGAGUGGAAAUUCUCAAGAACCCAGAUGUGGCUGGAAUGGAUCGACAAAGGCAACUCUGUUCCGGUUCCAUUCAAUAUUCUAUAUGAGGUUCUGUACAUUUUCUUUUGGUUUUGGUGCGGCUGUCGUGAAUCACUGUGUUUCAAAUGCAAAGAGAAUAACCAAGUCUCAAGAGAAGGUAUUCCCGGAUGCAAUUUUGAACGAUGUGACGGCAGCAAGGACUCAGAAACUUCCGAUAAGAAGAGUGAUGAUAACCAAGAUAAACCGUGUUGUUGUUGCUGUAUGAGAAAAUGCCGUUGCCGCGAGAGUUGUUGCAAGAACUCGCCACCUUCCACAACCAAGUUUGUGGCAAGCCCAAACUGUCAAUUUGUUCUUGACGAAGUCAUCUACCACGGAAAUCCUGGUUGGCGAAAUAGGGGAAUCGGGAUUAAAGCAGGCUGGUGCUUGUUCCAACUUUUACUGGUCAGCCUUACGAUCCCCUUUUACAUCCCUCUUAAGUUAAUUCGCAAGAAUUUCCCGUGCUGCGGAUUUGACUGCCACUGGCUGAGAAUUCUGUAUGAGCAUCCUUACUCGAAGUUUCUUAACCACACCUUGUCAUGCAUAAUAUUUCUGGCUAUAAUCUUUGGUUCAUCUUUUGAGUACAAGUAUGGGCCUGGCGGAGCAGGCCUUACGUGGAUUGAUUUGGUUAUAAUGCACUUCGUCCUCGGCCUACUUAUACAGGAAAUUGUGGAAGCCUGGAGGCAAGGUGCUUUCAUUUAUUUCUCAAAGUGGUGGAAUGUUGUUGAUAUAGUGAUCAUCCUCACAUUCGUGGUGGCCUACACUGUAUGGUUGGCCGCGUGGGGCGGUAACGAAGAGUGGAAGCCUGAAAAAAAAUUAUACAUCGUUGCAGAUGCCAUUUAUGCCAGUGCCUCCGUCGUGGCCUAUUUUCACUUGGCACACUUUUUCCAGGUCAAUUCAACGCUGGGUCCCUUACAACUGUCACUUUACAAAAUGCUGAGAGAUGUCCUUAAGUUUCUUGCCAUCUUUCUCCUUCUCUACUUUGCGUUUGCUACUGGGGUGGCCAAGAUUUACUCGUACUAUGUUGCCUCUCAGAUAGAGCUCAAAAAGCAGGACACCAAAAACACUGACUACCAAGUUUCUCAUCCAUUUGCUUUACAUGCCAACACUUUCACUAUCUUGUUUUGGUUGCUAUUUGGUGGAGGUGAACAGGAGGAUAGCAUUAAAGUGCGGGAUCAAGACUUCACUCUCAUUACCUUCUUUGGUCGCCUAUUUAUGGGAGCCUAUGUCAUAUGCACCAGCCUUGUUGCCCUCAACAUGCUGAUAGCUAUGAUGAACGACUCAUUCCACAAAAUCAAGAAAAACGCUGAUGUAGAGUGGAAAUUCUCAAGAACCCAAAUGUGGCUGGAAUGGAUCGACAAAGACAACUCUGUUCCGGUUCCAUUCAAUAUUCCAUACGUCGUUCUGCGCCUUUUCUUUUAGUUUUGGUGCAGCUGUCGUGAAUCACUGUGUUUCAAAUGUAAAGAGAAUAACGAAGUCUCAAGAGAAGGUAUUCCCGGAUGCAAUUUUGAACGAUGUGACGGCAGCGAGGACUCGGAAACUUUCGAUAAGAAGUCAAUGAAUCAGGAACGCCUUAAAGCAGUAAAAACUUUGGUCGUAGAAUAUCUGAAAAAGCACUACGAAGCCAAAUGGAAUGAAUGCAGGGCAGCAACUACCUGAAGGGACUCUGAAAAGGAUCUACCAUCAGUGUGCUCAGGCUGAAGAUAAUCCUUGUUUGCUUUGUUUUGUUUCAAAUGUGAACAGACCGAUGUUUUAUCGUAGCCUGUACAGUUUUCGUUUCUUGAUGCUAGAUGGUAGUCUUUCUCUAAGGCCAAAGUUGACGAAUGCACAUACUGUAGGAAAGCUAGUGAAGAUUUAAUGAUAUACAGAGUCGAAAGUUUUUGGGGCAAAAAAAAGUUGAGAAGCCAACUUCAACGUUUUAAAAGCGGCUAUUACCAACAGAGGUCCCCAAAUUUGUAAUGACCACAAUUGUUACUUUAAGAAUGAUGAUUAAUUUCUGAAAUCAGAAAAUUUAAAGUAUGCUCUAGAUGCAGUUUCAACUCCAUCUUCUCCAUUCCAAAGUAUCUAUCUUUGCUUGAGUGUUACCACGAUAUUAGCUUAAGAUUGGCUAAACCACUUUGAAAGACGGGAGGUUUACAUAUGGGUAUUUCGAAAUAAACCAGGUUCUAGAAGGAUUUGACUGAUGAUUACAUACUAAGUUAAAUUACGCACGCAUUUGAUUGGUUAUUUCUCAUGAUCUAUUAGUGGACAGACGCAUAGAUGACGUCACUAUUAGCAACACUUUCUUUUUUAUCAAAUAAAACAGAUAGAUUCCAUGGUGCCGUGGGUUUAUUCUAUACUAAUAGGGACCUUAAGCAAACCACGAUGGCGACGGCAGCGAGGACGUGACGAAACAAAAGAUCUAACGAGCAGUACAAUAGCUCACUCAGAACGUGCAUUUUUAAACUGUGCACAUUUCUUCGCCGUUCUCUGCAAAAUAGCAACGUGAAAUCAUCAAAAUUUGCGUGGUCCGAGAAAGGAAACCCUAACGGCAAAUUAUUUCAGUUUCUAGUUGGAACUCAACGCCGCCCUCAUACUUCAUACUGAGGUUAACGUAUGGCGCCGUUAGAGAUGGUAAACACAUGCAGUCAGUCAGCGAAAUUCCAACUAAAAAUUUGUAUUCAUUUUUAAAUAGACGUCUUCCUUGGCGUCCUAACUGCUAAAGGUCCCUAAUAGAUCACAAAAGACUUCAAAAUAUGGUAAGAAUAUCAGGACACUCGGCCGUAUUUUUUACGUUCCGUUUAAGGUUCUUAUCACAAUUUGAUGUCAUCUGUGAUCUAUUACUGAACAGAAGCACAUGUUGGCUGGAUAAUGUAUGUAUAUUACGUAAAAGUUACAUGUAAAUCACUUCUGAGAGUUAAAGGGUUAAACAAAUCAAAACUAGAAGCAAAUAGCUGAAGAUGAGCCAAAGGAGGCUAGUAGAUCCUGACAGGCUGGUAUCACCAGUUCAAUGGGAAUGUAUUGUUACUUUUAGUUAACCUGGUUCCUGUUAGUUUUUUUCUAUUCUCAGACAAGAAGAUUGAGUUUCAGACUCCAAAUACUUAUACAUAAGGAACGAGUGAUUUGGCCAGGUUUAUGCCCGCAGUUGUUGACUAGCCAUUGUUGUCAAGACCUUUUCAGUCAAGAUCUUUGUUCAUGGCCCAUAUGUCUCCUGUUGCGUUUGAUGAUGACUUGACAAGACAAAAAGAUGAUGUGCUACGAGCAAUCCUUCCUCUUCGGCGAAGGCUGUCGUGCGAGUCCAAAGUCUAAGAAUAGCUAAGACCAGCUUGUGGUUGGAGUAAUCUAGAAAUGAAGCAUGUUCGUCAACUCGCAAUUAGUAGUCUUGUAGCAAAACUUGCAUGGGAAAGAUUAAAGUGACUAAAAGAACUCCAAAAAAGUCGCGAGGUUUUUU
Molecule: messenger RNA, 5242 nt
Organism: Pocillopora verrucosa
Lineage: Eukaryota; Metazoa; Cnidaria; Anthozoa; Scleractinia; Pocilloporidae
Biological process (GO): regulation of cytosolic calcium ion concentration; calcium ion transmembrane transport
Cellular component (GO): plasma membrane; cation channel complex
Molecular function (GO): store-operated calcium channel activity; inositol 1,4,5 trisphosphate binding
Source: RefSeq, a predicted model, not a curated record